Anarrhichthys ocellatus (wolf-eel) is the source of this 6416-nucleotide messenger RNA. RefSeq names its product breast carcinoma-amplified sequence 3 homolog. The coding region runs from base 116 to 583 and encodes 155 amino acids. Lineage: Eukaryota; Metazoa; Chordata; Actinopteri; Perciformes; Anarhichadidae. The transcript is spliced from 7 exons. Gene Ontology annotation, cellular component: cytoplasm. The record is from RefSeq and is a predicted model, not a curated record. Gene Ontology annotation, biological process: autophagy; response to starvation.
ACCAGACUGUUUGUGUUUUGACGUUGUAAAGAGCUCCUCGGACCACCACACAAGUCCAUAAGCAAGAACACAGUCAACGUUCUACACCUCGGAUAAAAAAAAGACGGGAGACAAAAUGGCAUCGGACUCUCCACGCAGACCUAGUCGCUGUGCUGGAGGGGUUCUGGUGCGAGCACAAGCUGCUACGGAGCAGUCGUACAUGGAGAGUGUGGUGACCUUCCUGCAGGAUGUGGUCCCCCAGGCAUACACUGGUGCUCUGCCCACUGAUGAGAAAGAGAAAAUCAUUUGGGUUCGAUUUGAGAAAGCUGACGUCAACGACACGUCCCGCAAUCCGGAGUUUAUGGAGAUGCACAGCGGAACCACUGACCCUCCUCUGUGCCUCAUGAUGGGCUACACUGACGGGAUGCAGAUCUGGAGCGUAUCUUUGGCAGGGGAAGCCCAAGAGCUGUUCUCAGUGCGCCAUGGUCCUGUGCGAGCUGCUCGCAUUCUGCCAGCUCCUCAUAUCAGUCCUCUGAAGACGGACACUUUUUCUGACAAGAGGCCUCUGUUGGGGGUGUGCAAGAGCACAGGGUCUUCUGGGUGAGUUCAUGCAUCAUAAUAAAGCUGAUAUCACCUUUACCAACAGGAUCUUAUAUGUUUUUACUGAUACACCAAUAUUACAGCAAUUGCAGUCAGAUUGCAGGCAGAUUAGCACACAAUCAGACAGAUAUGAGUUUCUACUCCUGCAAUUAUAUUGGGCUGGAAUGGACCUCUUGAAUAGUUUAAGGCCACUACUAUGCUUCUUUAUUGUAAUUUUGGCCAAGUUAAGUUAAUUUUGGCCCAAUAAAAACACCAGGAUUUUCCCAAUAUAUGUAGCAAUGAGGAUAAUAAUGCCUUGGGUUAUAUGACUUAUCUCUUGCAUAUGAUUUAAAAAACCUAAAAGGACUUGAAUGAAACCAUGAGGGACACCGUAGGUAAUGUGUGUUGAAUAAUGUGAGUUUCCAGUUGUGACAGAAAGUGUCAUUUUCAGUUAAGUGCCUAUAAGAGCAGCUAAAAACAGUGGCUGGUUAGGCCAAAAUCAAGUCUUCCCCCAGCACAAAAUAGCUGACAAGAAGGCUGUGUUACACUAACUAAUCAAGUGGUAAACAAUGGUUUGAGUAUGUAGUGGAGGAAGGCGUUGAUUGACUUUACUUCAUAGUCUGUCCUUGCUAAGCUCUUGCAGAAGGUAGGGAUGUUCCCAUCAAGUUUUUUUUUUUUUGUUGCCAUGAUCCCGCUCUUAGUACGGAAAUAUUUGGGAUCUGCUGAUACAGAGUCCGAUCCACUACUUAUACUAACCUAAAUGUUGAUUAAGUGUGUGCGACAACAUUGGAAAGCUUGAAAUGUAGUAUGCUCUAUCUCCAUCCAUCCAUUAUCCAAACUGCUUAUCCUGUUCAGGGUCGCGGGGUGCUGGAGCCGAUCCCAGCUGACAAUGGGCGAAGGCAGGGUACACCCUGGACAGUAUGCUAUACUGUAUCUGACCCACCUUAUUCUUCACAAGCAUCUCGAUCCAAAUACUUAAUGUCCUGGUUCAUUACAUUACAUUUAUAUGGCUGAUGCUUUUUUCCAAAGCAACAUACAAAAAGUGCAUUCAAACAUGUGAGUACAACCCCAAAAACCACACGAGUCAUGCAUGUAAUCUUCAUCAAACAUGCUGAACUAAAUCAGGUACUAGAUUUAGAGACAUCAAGGUGCAGUGUGAACUAGGGCUGAACAAUGUACCGAUAUUAUAUCGAUACAUUGUCAGUAUUGGGCGGCUUAAAGAUUGACUGUUCAAUCCCCAGCUCCUCCAGUCUGCAUGCCGAAGUGUCGUAAGCAAGAUAUUCAACCCUAAAUUGCUCCCGAGGGCUUUUCUAUCGGUGUGUGAGUCUGUUUGAAUGAGCAAUUAGAUCAGAUCCUGAUGGUCAAGUUGGCACCUUGCAUGGUAGCUCCUGCCAUCAGUAUGUGAAUGACAUGUAGUGUACAGCGCUUUGAGUGGUCGAAAGACUAGAAAGGUGCUAUAUAAAUCCAUAUGAGAAUAGAUAUCAUCUUAGAUUUUGGAUAUUGUAAUAUCGCAUAAGUGUAUUUUCCUGGUUUUAAAGGCUGCAUCGUGUGAUGUAAUUUUCUGAACAUACCAGACUGUUCUAGCUGUUCUAUUCUUUCUAUUAUUUCAUUAUAGUUAUAUCAUUACAUCCACAUUAUUGAUGAUUAUUUAUCAAAAAUCUCAUUGUGGAAAUAUUUUUUGAAAACACCAAUAGUCAACAAUAUCGUUGCAAUAUCAAUAUUGAGGUAUUUGAUCAAAAAUAUUGUGAUAUUUGAUUUUCUCCACAUUGCCCAGCCUUGGUCUGAACAUAUGAGUUGUCAGUCUGCAAAAGAAGCUGCGUGAAGUUUCUGCUGACCUCAUGGGAGGCUCGUUCCACCGUUGUGGAGCCAAGACAGCAAGCAGUCGUGACUUCAUUGAGCGGUAGCCGGGCCUCCUUCUCUUUCUUCUGAAAUGGAUGAUAUGUGAUCAGCUAGAGAGAAGACGUAUCACUCGUUUGGAGUUGCUGGAACUACAGAAGUACUCUGUUUUUUUCCCCCCUCACAAAAAUGUUUUUUGCUGAGAACAGCAAAGUUUCAUUUUGGACUGCCAUCACGUUACUCACAGAUUAAUGUUAAUUAACGCAGCUGAUAUGACCUGCUGCUAGUGACAUUUGUGAAACAGUGAGAGCUAUGAGAAAAACAAGAAGGUCUUUUUGGACAAUGCUCUUCACUAGUAAUAAGAGAGAUAACAGAUUUGCUAUCGUUGAAACGUUGCACACUCUUGAUUUGAAUAUGCAGUGAAAUGUGCACUCUGUAGAGCCCAGUUCUUGUAAAGGAGAGCAGUGCUUCAACACAAGCAGGUAGAGGAGAGAACACACAUUACAGUGUAGAAAGGAUCGGAAUGUGAUCAGAUUUAUUUGAGCUAAUAUCCACCUUUUAAGAUAUGCCAAGAUAUCAAUCUUUAGGCUUGGGAAUACUUCAGUUAUGGCUGACAUUGCUGCUAUUUCCAAAGCUUAAAAAGCUUAAAGCUGUUAUUUUUUGGGAACCAACGGCAUUGUCAUGUUGUCACUUCAUAAAGUAUGGUGAAGUGUCCUAUUUACACAUCUGGCAGACAUAGAGCAGCACAAGCUUUUAUUUACAGUCAUGUUUGUGUCCACUUGAAAAAUGGAAGUCCAAUAAUCUCUCUACAUUUAAACUAUUUCCAUUUCCACCAACCCUUGGGAAAAAUAUCUGCCAUUUUAGCUGCUAAAUACCACAUUUCCUGCAUCGGGUCAUGUGUGAAUGGGAGCAGGAAUCGAUAUUCAUACCUCAAAACCUAGGGUGUGUAUCAAUACCCAUACUACUACACUAUUUAGUAUUCUAAAAAAAGUAUUUCAUAUUUCCCAAUACAAAGUAUGUCAAAAGCAGUAUGCCAGAAAUACCAGGAUGUCCUACUACAUGCCGUCACAUUUUGCAGCCCUUCUGGCUAUUCUCACCCACAGUCCUCUUCACAGAGGAUAUAUGAGCAACAGGGUCAAAGUUCAGUGUUAUGACAAAGUAGUAUGUCCCAAUUGAACGCAUGCUGCAUGCAACAGUACGUACUUUCUAAGGUUAGCUGCAGUACGUACUGAAAGUAAAAAGAAAACAUAUGCGACAUGGAACGCAGCCCAAGUAACAUUUCAGGGAAAAUGCCUGGAAAUGAAUGAAAGCAGUAACGUUGCACGUAAAGGGUUACGACCUUCUGACAAAAGAUGCUUUCAUGUAGAGCAAACAAACCAAUUACAUGACUCCACUCAUGACGUAUUUAUAUCUGCUUUAGUAUUUACAGCGAUGCUUUACCGAGUGAUUUGACUUUUCUGGUAAACUUAAAUAUGAGAUACAUUACAAGAAUACUGGCACCAGACAAUGACAGCUCCUCGCCCACCUGAUGUUCCUGAAAAUAAUGAGACGUCUUCUCUCCCGUACGCUGCUUCUUCUGAGUUUCAUGGCGGUUGACAUCCAUAAGUGUAGCAAUACUGCCGUCUGCUUGACUGUUCCUUGUCACAUCUAUUCUAGCAUUGCCGUAACUUACGUGAAAAGGCGCAAGACAAAAAUUGUCCUAAAUGUACUGCAUGUGGAAAUAGUGGAAAUCACUAGCGGUGCCUGGAAGGUUAUCAGUAAUUUACCGGUAACUAUGUGUGAAAAAGGCUUAACACUGCACCAAAAUAGUUUAGGCUAGGCUGUAAAGUUACAAAAACCCUGAAGAGCUGAGGGGGAACUUCAGAGUCCACACUUCAGAGUUGGACAGUUUUUUUUCACAUUGCAUAUAAUCAAUCUAAAAAUAUAGAUUUGUGCAGCUUUAACUAGAUGUAGUUCUUUUGAUACAUUUAUGUUAAAUGUUUAAAAUAUUCCAAGGCCAAGAUUUAAUAUUUUUACAACUAAAGACAACAAUACCUUUUUGAAGGGAGUAUUGUCACAUUUCUGUAUAAUCAGGUCCAGCACACAAUCACUAAGUACAACCCCAGUAAUACAUAUAUAGUUGAAUAAACACCUCUUUGGCAAAAUACAUCUUCCUGAAUGUAGAAUUUGUGGCAGAUCAGUUCUAUUGGAUUGCAUUCAAUUGUAUGAGUGACCUAAUAAAGUGACACGGAUUAGUUUCAGAGGAGCUAUCCUGCAGAGUUCACAGACUGCUCGGAGACCAGAAGCAAAGAAACUAAAGCGAACUCAGUGUGCUAUUGGAAUGACCCAUCAUCGUGAUGUUUUGUCUUUAAACUGCUGAAGGGAGGGGGAAGUGUUUUACUCUUUGCAAUGUUACACAAGUACAAAUCCUACAUCUGAAAGUAAUUUUCUGUUAAUAAUAAGAGGCAUCAAAGGACACCCAGCUUCUUGUUAUGAACCCUUCACAUGCACACAACUGGAGCUGAGCCAGUGAUGUGGGCUUGGUGACUGUGAUUCAUGGCUUUCUAGUGGCGCUAUGGUUUGCAUGCGAGCAGUACCUGGACACCCAAUAGGCAGACAGGAAGGAGAUUAAACAGAUGUGUCGGUCCCCCGGAUUCUCAGGGCUGGGACUGGGCACGUCAUGUCUUUGUUAAGUGAAAGAAAGUGAAUUUAAAAAGUGACAGACCAGAAGGCAUCUUGUACUCUCCUCUCCAUACCCAGUCCGUGAACUCCUCUUCGCCCCUCCCCCAUUUACUUAUGCUCCUCUUCCAGAGCAACACAAAAUAUAACUCAAUAUAUCCUCCUUGGGAAAUGAAAUAAGGAAGUCUGUCUUCAACCGGGCCUCGAUGGAGACCAACCUCUUGAUGUUUUCCAGGGACUGCCGCUCCUGUCUCUCUGACGCCGUUGCUGCUGCCGUUGCUUCUGCUUUUCCUAUGUCCUCACUGACACUGAGAGGGCAGCGCUUUGACGGUUUGGCAAAUCAUCCAGGCGUCGCUCGACACUAAUGCUAAAAACAUGCACUGUGUUGAAAAGCAGAAACCCUGACCUCUGGCUGAAUGGCACAGCCUGGUUCUUCCCCCUACAGAAGUGCUUGGUAAAUAACACUUUGGUCAAAGACGAGAAGGAAAAAGGCUUCCGGGUGCGGCGCAGUACUUUCCAUUGGGCCUGUUCAUAAACUUACUAAGGUCCUCACACAAUUUUUAGCAUAUAAUCAUUUUGAAAUAACAGCUUUUGUUAACCACCAAAAAGGAUGCCGUCUUGACACUUAAAUGAAAAACAGAUUGAGGCCUUGGCCGCUACAGCGGUGCUGGUUUAGAAGUUGGUUCAGUCAGCUCUAGGCUUAGAUUACAAGAUUUGCAAAUUAAAGGAAAACCAGAGAAGGGAAAAAGCAUGUGUGCUGAAGCCCUGUACUUGUGGAUUUCCAGUCAGGCACACUCAACAUAAUUUUAUCAAUGGAAAGGAUUAUGCGUUAAGUCCAAACAAUGUAUGGAUCCAGUGAUUUUCUUGACAGUAAAGCUACAUUAAAGCUGCACAUGCGUCCCUUUCAGUCUUUGCACUAGUGCCAGUAGGCUUUCGGAAUUAGUAAAGAAUGCUGGUGCCAUUGCAGACCUUGGUAUGUCUGCUCACAUUUCUGGAAAGGAUUUGUGUUUCCUUUCCCGACUUGCUGUUGUUAUUAUUUUCAUUCAUUUUAAUUGCAUCCACAGGUAUUACAAUUCUGGGAGACUUAAGGCAGCUUUCUCUCAAUGAAUGUAAAUUGUAUGGCCAAGAGAGAGGAAACUUAACUGUUUGUGGGUGUGUGAGAGCACACACGUUUUGGGCAAAAGUUCACUGAUGAAUAACCGCGCUUUGUUCUCCAGAUUUUGGGAACUGUCAGUGACAUUUUCAACCUACCAGCUACUCCCUCACAACAUCUCCAGAUGCUGAGAGGAUGUGGUCCUUUUUUCUUUUCACCAAGGCAAGGCAAGGCAAAUUUAUUUGUAUAGCACAUUUCAACAACAAGGUAA